UUGAAUUUUAAUUUCCAAUUUUUAGGAACUUUGAUUAGGUGACAUGUUUUUAUUCACAACACAGGUGGAAGGAGACAGGGAGGUUGGGAAAAUGUCACCUUUGGUUAGACUUGGCACUAAAAAAGGUGCAGAGGUAGUGAAAGGGGCAAUCUUUAUGCUCUAUGCUAUUUUGGUUGCUUUUGGUCUAAUCAAGGCACUUCCUCUCACUUGUAUAUUCCUUUGUGCAUUGACCUUGCCGAUGGGAAACCUAGUAGUUAGAUUUGUCGAAGACAAUUACAAGGCAAGUGAAUUUUUCUUAUAGACUUGUCUGUUGGUGUAUUUCUUAUAGUUUGCUAUUAAACCUAAGUUGUAUUCUCACAUAACAAAAAUAAGAUUUUCAUGGCUAAGUACUUCUGUGUGAGGCUUCAUGCAUUGUUUGGAGUUGCACUGGCUUUAGGACUAGUGCUGGCUCGAAAGAGUGUGGAUGACCCUGGAAGACCCCCUGGCAUUGUUCUUAGUGCUGCCACUUCUUUUUGGCUUCCUGUUCCUCCUAAACGAGUCUU
Glycine soja is the source of this 542-nucleotide messenger RNA. Its product is annotated as 2-carboxy-1,4-naphthoquinone phytyltransferase, chloroplastic-like. Lineage: Eukaryota; Viridiplantae; Streptophyta; Magnoliopsida; Fabales; Fabaceae. Gene Ontology annotation, molecular function: prenyltransferase activity. Gene Ontology annotation, biological process: phylloquinone biosynthetic process. Bases 44 to 301 code for a protein of 85 amino acids. The transcript is spliced from 3 exons. The record is from RefSeq and is a predicted model, not a curated record.